UUACUUUCUUUCUCAUUCAGAGAGCUUUCAAAGAAAGUGUGGAAGAGAUAUUUAUAGCAAGAGUGUAGCUUCUUUGCUCCAGAAGAACACAAAAGAAAUACAAACAGUACAAUGGAAGAAGAUUUGGAGUACUCAAGUGAAGAAUCGGAUGUGUUUUCUCAUGACAGUGAUCGUGAACAAAAUGUUUCCAAUACAAAAAAAGCUAACAGUUCUUCACAAGAUAAUGCAAAAUAUCUGAGGGAUAGAUAUGGACACAUACGCUUCCCAACCUCAACUUAUUCUUAUAAGGAUGAUCUAAGGGCAGGUUCUGACCGAAGAAGGAAUCCUCACACUCGCAAAAAAACACGUUUUGUUCAUCAACAGGGAGAUCCAUACCAUUCUCAGAGUGACAGUAGUGUAAGUGUGGAUGAAGUUAUUAACCUGCUGCCCACCUACAAAAGAAAGACACGCCAGCAGCAACAGCAGGAAAAAGAAGCAGCUAUCACAAUCCAGUCUGCCUGGAGAGGUCAUCAAGUUAGGAGGAACAUUGACGCAAUAAAUGAAGCGGCUACCAAAAUUCAGGCAGCUUUCCGAGGCCAUGCAACACGGAAAGAACUUCCCUUGGGACUGAGUGGGUAUGCCAGAACUGACAGACCAAAAUUCCAGAGGAAAGCAAGAACUGAAAAUGAAGGCGAGUGCUGUCCAGAGCUCCUAAGUUGCCUCCAGAAAUUUGGUUUGGCAUCUGGAACAGACACUGAGAAACAGAGCAUCUUCCUCCCAAAAGGCAGACCAAGGAGCUGUCCCAAACACGUCAUAGAAGACUAUCCUGUUUUGAACCCCAAAGUAUCCUUCUUUGAAAUCAAGUCACCUCUCAGACCCAACAGGGAAGUCUUCACAUACAGAUCUUUAAAUGUCUUUGCCCAGACGCAAAGAUACCAGGCCGCUGCCACUACAAUCCAAGCUGCAUGGAGAGGGUACCAAAUUAGACAGAAAAUCCCCAUUAGGCCUUUUUCUUCUAACUUCACCAUCAGAAAAACCUCUUGGAAACAUACAUUUGCAGGACGUACUCUUGAGGCACAUGAAAUCCAUCAGAUCUUUACAAGACCGGUGCUGAGAAAGGCACCACGCAUCCGAAAUAUUAACAUUCGUACAGUGGUGAAGGGUGCACCAGCUUCCUCCCAAAAGCCAAACGUAUCUAUUCAAGUUUUGAGCCCUAGAGGUGUGGUCCAGGGAUUUCAGAGAGACAUGAGCAGAGGUGCGCAGGCGCUCUACACAGUUGAAAGUGAAAAUGCUACAAUACCAUCUCAGAUCUUCAUUCACGUCAAUUUGCAGAAGGGAAAGGAAGUCCUCCCAAAAACGAAAAAGAAGAAGUAAACAUUCAGAAGAGGUCAUGCAGGAAAGGCUGUCUAGUAAAGAUCAUUCUAAGAAACUGAACAUAAAUUGAACUGUGAUUUGAGCUGCAAAGACAUUCACUCUCUGUCUACAAUUAGGAUAGUGGCUAUUUGAUUUGCACAAACGUAUAGCUCACCAAGGGCCUCAGGUUGUUAUAAGGCUGUUUCGUCUAACAGACAGAGUUCCUA
This is a messenger RNA of Anolis sagrei ordinatus, 1559 nucleotides long. The record is from RefSeq and is a predicted model, not a curated record. Lineage: Eukaryota; Metazoa; Chordata; Lepidosauria; Squamata; Anolidae.